Molecule: messenger RNA, 699 nt
Organism: Pollicipes pollicipes
Lineage: Eukaryota; Metazoa; Arthropoda; Thecostraca; Pollicipedomorpha; Pollicipedidae
Product: galactoside alpha-(1,2)-fucosyltransferase 1-like
Exons: 6
Coding region: 1-699 (232 amino acids)
Biological process (GO): carbohydrate metabolic process
Cellular component (GO): membrane
Molecular function (GO): galactoside 2-alpha-L-fucosyltransferase activity
Source: RefSeq, a predicted model, not a curated record
AUGGGUUGGCGGCCCUUCGCAUGCGGAGGCUGGUGGGCGGCGAAAAGAGCUCGUCAGUGCCUGACGCUGGCGGUGGCGGCUGUCGGGGGCACGCUGCUGCUGGUCGUCCAGCUGCCCCAUCGGUCCCUGCUGCAGGACAUGAUGCCUCGCAUCACACUACCGCCGUCUGAGGAGUGUCCGGCUGCGCCGGUGAUCUCGGCCCACUCGGCCGGACGGCUGGGCAACAACCUGGCGGAGUAUGCCACCAUCUACGCCCUGGGACUCAGGUACAACUUGACGGCGGUGGCCACGCCGUCCUUGCUGCGCUUCAUACGUCACGUGUCCCCCAACACGACACUCCCUGUGGUGAGUGACGCGUGUGCCGAGCAGCACUCGCCGAUCCUGGUGGGCCCGUUCGAGGAGCUCAGCGACGAGGAGCGGCGCGCGCACAGCUGGCGCAUCGAUCAGUAUCCGCACCACGUGCGGCUCUUCUGGCGCUACCGGCACCAGCUGCGCGACGAAUUCGCCAUCAGGCCGGAUCUAUUUCGGGACGCGCAGCUGCAGCUGCUGAACGUGAGCAGAGGCCGAACAGGGCUGACGUUCGUCGGUGUGCACGUGCGAAGGACAGACUACGCCUCCCACCUCAAGGUAAACAUCAUCAUCGCUACAGUUGCGCUCGACAGUGACAUGAGCUCCUCGGUUCCACCUUUCAUCGCAUAA